AAGGAAAUGAAAGAGGUUGAGACUGGAUCCACAUUUGACUUUAUUAUUGAAUUAGCAUAAGGAGGUAAUGUUAGAUUACAAUGGUCUUAGUUGCAAAUAUCAUGGUUUGGGAAUUGCUUAUGAUUAAAUUGGAAGAUUUCACCGAACCAGUUUAAUAUAUUGUAAAUGAAGUGAUUCCUAGAGCACAAGUCCAAGAGUCAAAUGAACAACUGCUUGUUAAACAAAGAUAUGCAAUCAAGAAAUAUAAAACAAAAUGGAGGAUAAAUGUAAUUAGUAUUAAAUAACAUUCAUAAAUUCCCCGGCAGGCACUCUUCUGAGUAUUGGAUUUUCUGAAGUUCUAUACACACAGGGAAAUUAUAAAUUCUCAAAGACAGGAUGGCAGCUAAGUCAUAGUAUAUAUAAUACAGAGAUGUACCAAAAACAGAGACAAUACUCAUCGCUUUGACAUCAUGAGUCAAGAAAAAAUGGACACCGAGAAAACUCCCAAUAAUCUAAAAAACAAUAAUUGGGUGAAACUGAAUAUUGGAGGUCAAUUAUUUGAAACUAGUCGCUCAACAUUGGAUCGUCUCGAUAGCGCUUAUUUCAACAGAUUAUUGGACCAUCAGUCGGGAUUUGAUCAACCACCAGAUGGCAUCUACAAAAUUGACAGAGAUCCUGACAGUUUUCGAGUUUUCCUCAACUUUGCCAGAUAUAACAGAAUUGAAUGCCUACAACCUGAACUACUUCUAGAAGAUGCACAGUUCUACCUUAUGGGACAAAAUGUUCUCAACAGUAUACAGGAGUACAUAGACAGCACACAACAUAGCAGUAAAGCUGCAGUCCAAAACACAAUACUUAUGAGGCACCCUGUCUUCUCAAAAGCAUCCGAUAUCAAAGACAGCAAUAAACUCGACAGGGAUCUCCUGAAAUACUGUCACCAUAACAAAAUUGGGAUAUAUCUUGGCGAAGACCUAAUCAGGCAUGGUAUGGUGCGUAAGCCAGUUGAGGAUAUCAAAUGCAUUCCCACAGGAAUUCACACUAAAACAUGUGAUGUUUUGAAGUAUAUUAAAGGUUAUAAGACAUAUGUCACAGAAAAAAAUUACAUUUUUUUAGAUGAACUUGAGGAUAAGUCAUUACAGUGUAUGGAGUGUAAAGUGGUGAUUCCAAUAAAACGUGACCUAGGGUGGUGUCACAAGUGUCUUUUGUGUUACAAGUGUCAGGGUCCAUGGUGUGUCUCACCAGAAAGUUUCUUAUGACGCUAAUUAGUCUCAAAGAAAUCGCUUUCAUAAAUAGUCUCAAAGAAAUCUCUUUCACAAAUGUUUCAUAAAUAGCCUCAAAAAUACUUGUUUUUUGAGAAAUAUCACUCAUUAAUAUUUCUAAUUACUAAAAAUGAGUCAAAAUAUUGAAUGGGUUAUAAUCCUACAUUCUGUUUGAAAUAUUACUAGUCUGCCUUACAUUUCUAUUAUCAGGUUGUUAAAGAAUCUCAAUUAAAAUGUAGGCUGUGAUGUUAUCAAUUAUGCCAAAGAUAUCUCUCAAGAAAAACAUGCUUGCUACUACCUAAAUAGGAUUAUAUUGAUUUGCUAUAAUUAUCAUAGAUUACAUCUGAUAUGCCACUUUUAGAAUUUAAAAACUUCCAAAUGUUAAUCACUAUUGAGUAGUCCCAUGAUUUUCCAAGGUUUCUGCUUGAAGACCAUGUAAAUACUGAACAUAUAUAGACAUUGAACAACAGAACCAAUCAAUAUUUGGUUCAUAAAGAUGUUUUUAGUUUUUACAUAUUAUUACUGUGAUAUAUGCCUCCCAGUGGAAAAAUAUGUUUUUGGCAAAUCACACAUAUAACUUCUUACAAAGGAAUGUCUUCAGAGGGUGGUCAGUUUUUUUAUUGUUACCCAGUUGAGGAAAGGAUUGGUAUUGAUAUGGCGUAUUGAAUUCAACAUUGUUUUUCUCGCAAACCAAUUAUUGAAAACAUUCUGAAAAACACGGUCCUUUAUAUAGGUCACUGAUUGACAACAAUUUAAUG
This is a messenger RNA of Owenia fusiformis, 1996 nucleotides long. The record is from the annotation of a GenBank genome assembly. Lineage: Eukaryota; Metazoa; Annelida; Polychaeta; Sabellida; Oweniidae.